AUGGGAAAGUAUAGAAAAAGAUUCAAUGAGAAGGCGAGAACUGGUAUGCUUGCUAAGCAAGCUGCUCUAAAGAAAGCAAGAAAUAAACAGUUUUACACGCAAGACGAUGGCACAAGUACAGAUGUGGAAGAGACGAAAGCAUCCGAUGUUUCUACAAACUUCACGAAUCCUGAUCCAAAUGCCGAAAUCCUUGCUCCAGUAAGUGAGGAAGAGCGUCUAGCCAGGAAGAGGGCUUUGGAAGAGAAUUUAUACACCCAAAAUGCAAAAGAUGAAAAAUUGUCGAAAGCCAAGAAGAAGAGACUAGACAAAUAUAUCGAGCAUCAACUUAAAAGAGAAGAGAAGAAAGAGCUUUUGAAGAAAUUGGAAGAGACAAAGAUGGACACAUCAAAACUUACUGGAUUGAAAAAUCUAGGAAAGGGAAAAUUGACCAAAAAAGAGCAAAUGAUUGAAGCAUUAGAAUUGGAGAAGCAAGGUAGAGCAGAUGAACACACACGUGAGGUCUUGUAUGAAGAGAGAGUUGUAAAGGAUGCAAGUGAUUUGGAAGAAGAUGAUGAACAUUACGACGCCAAAGGUUUUCCUGAUGAGAGUAGCACGCCGCUGAGUUCGUUUGUUGAUAAUAGACCGUCAAAAUUUGGAGGAUCUGGGAUGGGAUUUGGAUUCAAAAAUAUACCAGUGAUCAAACGAGAACCAGAAGCUUCAAAGAAAAAGUAUAGUUGGCGGAAAAGGGUUCAAGAGGAGGAUAAAAAAAGGCUAAAGCAAGAAGAUCUAGAUGAUUUCGCAUCAAGCUCGGAAGAAGAAAUGCUGUCGGGUGAGGAAAGUGGAGAAGAGGAAUUGUCAGAAAGUGAAUCACUUGAAGAGGUUGACAAUGAUGGUGUAGAAAAUGGCAUCAACGUAUUAAAAACACAAAAGAGUAAAGCCGAUGAUGGCCAGGUAAGUUCUGCAGAGGAGUCAGGCGAAAAUGAAAGUGCGAGUGGACUGGAUCUGGAUAGUAAUGUUGAGGUUGCUGAAGAUGAGGGAGUCAGUGAUGAAGAAGGCGAUGAUGACAGUGAAGAAAGCGAUGACGAUGAUGACGAUGAUGACGAUGAUGAUGACGACAGUGAAGAAGAGGAGCACCCGACCAGACUAAUGCAAAAUAAACCUAGGCACUCCAAAACUGCUACAUCAUUCAAAGAUUGGGCUGAGCAGCAACUUCGACAUAUUGAAGGCCGUGACAACAUUCCCCUUGUUGCAGAGGUGUCAGAUGAAGUCAAAGAAAAGUACUCAAAGCGUAAUAUUCGACUGGAGGAUGUAGACCACUCAUCAGAUGAAGAAGGUUACAUACCCAUUGAUAAAUAUAUGAGCCGGGAGGCGUUUGUGGUGGAGGUUCAAAGACCCGAUGGAGUACAACAGCAAAGAAUCUUGUUGCCUGUAUUUGCAGAAGAACAUAAAAUUAUGGAAGCAAUAUACCAUCACGAUUGUGUCAUACUUUGUGGUGAGACUGGUUCGGGUAAAACAACUCAAGUUCCUCAAUUUUUGUAUGAAGCUGGGUUUGGUAACCAUGGUAACAAGCUAUACCCGGGGAUGGUUGGAGUAACACAACCGAGAAGAGUUGCAGCAGUAUCAAUGGCGGAGAGAGUAGGUGAUGAGUUGGGUAACCACAAACAUAGGGUUGGUUAUCAAGUUAGAUUUGACACAUCGAUCAAAAAUGAAGGCACGGAAUCUGGAACCGCACUUAAAUUUAUGACUGAUGGUGUUUUGUUGAGAGAAAUGAUGUCAGACUUUCUUUUGACAAAGUAUUCUGCAAUAAUCAUUGACGAGGCCCAUGAGAGAAAUAUAAAUACUGAUAUUCUAAUCGGGAUGCUAACCAGAGUUAUCAAAUUGAGAAGGAAGUAUUUUAGGGAAAACAGGAAAGGUGUGAAGCCAUUAAAGUUGAUCAUCAUGUCGGCUACUUUGCGAGUAACCGAUUUCUCAGAAAAUCUGGCAUUAUUCAAACAUGCACCGCCAAUUAUCAACGUGGAAGCAAGACAAUAUCCUGUGUCAGUACAUUUUGAUAAAAAGACAGAAUUUAAUUAUAUUGAUGCAGCAUUUAACAAGGCGUGUAAAAUCCAUCGAAAGCUUCCGCCUGGUGGUAUAUUGAUAUUCUUGACAGGUCAAAAUGAAAUCAAGACAUUGGUCAAGAGGCUCAAGGAAGAGUUUCCAAAGAAGAAGGCAAGCUACAUUGAAGAUGAAGAGGUUAACGAUGUGAGGGUAUCGGAAAAUGUUCAACAAGAGGUUGAAGAUGUGGACUUUAGUGUGAAGGUAGAUGAAGAGAGAAACUACGACGACUACGAUGACUCAGAUGGAGAAGAGGAGGGAUUUGAGGAAGCUCAAAACACUCUUGACUCUGAGGUUGGACCGCUUCAUGUUUUGCCAUUAUAUUCUCUUUUGCCCACUAACCAACAAAUGCGUGUUUUCGAUGAACCGCCGAAAGGAAGUAGAUUAUGCAUUGUUUCCACUAACGUAGCUGAAACUUCCUUGACCAUCCCAGGAAUUCGUUAUGUGAUUGAUUGUGGAAGAUCAAAAGAACGAAAUUACAAUAAAGAAAACGGAGUGCAGUCGUUUGAUGUCGACUGGAUCUCUAAAGCAUCAGCAGACCAAAGAGCAGGAAGAGCUGGUAGAACCGGACCCGGGCAUUGUUAUAGACUAUUUUCAUCUGCCGUGUAUGAAGAGUUUUUCCCUCAGUUUAGCAUUCCUGAAAUACUUCGAACUCCAUUUGAGAGUAUAGUGUUGAGCAUGAAAAGUAUGGGAAUUGAUCAAAUUGUUAAUUUCCCAUUUCCGACUCCUCCUGACAGGACCGCUUUAAAACAGGCUGAGCAGCUAUUGGUCAUUUUGGGUGCACUCGAUAAGGAACAAAAACAAAUAACCGAUUUGGGAAAGAAAAUGUCUCUAUUCCCAUUGAGUCCUAGGUUUGCAAAAAUACUUAUUAUUGGAAACCAACAAGACUGCUUGGAAUAUAUCGUGGCAAUAGUGUCUGCAUUAUCCGUUGGCGAUCCGUUCAUCCCAGAGAAUGAGCUUGUAGGAAACAUGACUGAAGAGGAAAAGAAGAAUUUCAGAAGCAAAUUCUAUCAAUCGAGAGCUUUAUUUUCGAAAUUAGACCCUUCAAGCGAGUGCAUGACGUUGUUGUCUGCAGUGUGUGCUCUCGAUCAUAUUCCUAGUGAACAGGCGGGUGAAUUUUUGGCUACGAAUUAUUUAAGACAAAAGAUGAUGCAAGAGAUCCAAAAGCUUAGACAACAAGUUGGACUGAUUGUUGAGAGAUGCUUGAUGACUAAAAAUGGAGGACAGUUGAGUCAAAAGAAGAAGUUAGAUGUCCCUUCCAAGAAACAGGUAUCGGCAAUGAAACAAAUGAUUGCAUCAGGAUUCGUUGACCACGUUGCAAUCAGAGGUGAUUUAAUCUCUCCUGAUGUCAAAAUCGCCAACAAAACCAGUAUUAGCAACAUCCCCUAUUGUCCUGUUUUUCCUAUUGGCCUGGAUCCUUUUGUUUAUAUUCAUGCAAACUCAUUGUUGAGCAGAAGCGGUGCCUUACCAAGUCCUUACUUGGUAUACCAAAGUCUUAGUUCUAAAUCAAAAUCCGUGGAUGACGAGAAAUCGAAGAUUAGAAUGAAUCCAUUGGUUGAUAUCAGUGGAAAGCAGUUAACAAACGUUGCCAAAAGCUCGGGAUUGGUAACCUACUCGAAGCCUUUGGGUCAUCCGUACGCUCCAAAGAAUAUCACUGCCACUAAACGAGAAUGUUACGUAGUUCCCCGAUUUGGAGCUUCAGUGGGAAGUGGAGGUGUUGGUUGGGAUUUACCGGCAAUUAAGGUGACUCAAGAAAAACAACGUGGGUCCUGGGUGAAUAUAUACGAUCUUGUACUACUCAAGUCAGAAAUUGCUUCUUCUAAUGAGCAAUUGACAACCUUGACAAGCUUUACGUUUGUUCUCAAAUACGUGUUCAUUGAUGGCGGGUUCUUGUGGCUACUUCCGAUAUUAAGGAUACCGCAGCUUGCAUUUUCACCAUCCAAGACCUUACUUUACAUAUUUAUUCUCAAUGGGUUCACGCUAUUUUUGGUAAGCAAUAUGGCAUUGCCAUUGCUAUCCAAUUUCUUUUUGCCAAUUUGGAGAGUACUUCUACAAAGGAAUGAGCUCAAUAUUGCUGGAGAAUCAAUCAAUAUGGCCAAUGUUAUCGAUAUGGACUCACAUUUUAAAGGUAAAUUGACAAUUCAUUACCUUCCCGAUUCAUCUGCGAAAAUGAACCCAUUUCAUAUUGAUCAAACUUGUUUAGGGUCCGCAGGUGAAGACACCAUUCAAAUGCCCAUUGAGUUCAACACAACGUCGGGGAUUGGUUUUCUACAGAUUCAACAAAGUACUGUUAAUAACGAACUAAAACUUUACAACUACACUGGAUCGACGCUAAAAAGAUUAUUCAAGAAAGAUUACUCCCAUUUGCAGAGUAAGAUUCAAUCCAGUCCCAGUGACACCUUGUUUUAUUUGGAAUAUCCAAUUAAUGAACCAGGUAUGUACAAGAUCAAGAGCGUUUUGGACAAGAAAGGUAACAGUAUCAGAACAUACAAGUCUGAAUUCAUUAUAUCAAAUUGCCCGCUGGGUAAGUUUUUCUAUCCACCUCACUUUGACUUCCAAAACAAUCACAAGUGUUUGUCGUCUCUUGAGCAAGAGGCGUUUCCUGUACCUUGGCUAGAAGUGUAUGGUCCUUCACCUGAGCAUGUUGACCUUGUUAUUAAAGCUAAUGGCAAGGAGUUCAAGUCAUUAAACCUCACAAUUCCCAGUGAUACCGAUCAUCAGAAACGGUCGAAAGGCGAUUUUUCCUACUUGAAGCCUUCGAAGCUUGUUAGAAACUCGUUGGAAGAAGCCAUUUUACAGCAUAUUGACGAAUUUAAGUGGGAUAAAGAGACCGCCGUUGAGUUCCAGUUGAUUUCGGUCCAGGACUCGUUUGGCAACUUACACAGGUAUCAGCCACUCUCUAAGGAUAAAGAUGUGUGGUACAGAUUGGUUCUUCGUAGGUCGCCAUCUAUUGGACUCAUUGAUCAAGAAAAAGACCAUCCGCUUCUUUUGGGGGGUGAAAAGAGAUUGAUGAUAUCGAAUUGGGAUAGUUUUAACCACAAGGACUUUCCCCUUGACGUUGUUAUUUCACACGAUGGGUCCAAUUUUACGCGAUCUUUCUCUACCAAAGCACAGUUACGAGGUGGUUUAAAGGUAAAUGAGCCUGGUUUGUAUCAGUUGGUUUCGGCUAAAGAUGCGUACUGUCCAUGUGAGAUAACUGAUGCACCACCAGUACAACUUAAGUCGGCACAAAUACCAGAGUUGAGUAUCCAUGCACAGCCGGAAAGUGAUAGAUGCUUGGGGGUAGUGGGAUACAAGUUCGACUUCAACUUCACUGGUAGAGCUCCCUUUAAGGUGCAAUAUCAAAUUUACUCAAACAAUUCAGGUAUUUUAAAACCAGUGUUGUCUCCGUCAGGCCAAAGGGUUCGUGAAUUGACAUCUGCACAGAACCAGCACUCGUUCAAAUUCAAACCACCAGGUGAGGGAAGUUAUAGCAUCGUGUUUUCCAACUUGAAGGAUGGUAACUAUCGAGACAAGGGAUUUCCUAUCGACGAGCUGAAGUACACCUAUCUGACAUAUUUCAGACAGGCCUCAGAAUUAUCAUUGAAGCUAGCCGGGCGUGAAUUACACACCUGUUAUGGUAUAUCUGCAACUAUACCAGUGGUGCUAAAAGGAAACGGACCGUUCUCAUUUGACUACGAUUUUGUCGACCCCGUUGGACAGAAAAAGUUGAGUGCUACCGUGCAUGUGAGUGAUGUUUCUAGUUAUAACAUUGAAACGCCUCAGUCAUUAAUUGGUAAAACGUACAAUCUUAUCUUGAGAAAUGCCAAGGAUAAAUUUGGUUGCGAUGCAAAAAUAGACGAAAACUCAAAACAAGUAAAGAUUGUAAGUAGACCGGAUAUUCCUGAGCUUGAAUUGAGUAAUACCGAAUCGAGAAUUCAAAUUGUUGAGGGCCAGUUUGUUGAUGUUCCAGUGAAGUACAGAUCAUCCGUUGGACAACAAAGAAAUGACGUGGCCAUCUUAAAAUACAUGAAUUUAAAAGGCGAACCAUUGAAAGAUAAAAAGGCUGAUUUGAGGAAAUCAGCAAUUCGAAUCUAUGAGGAGGGAAUUUACAGUUUGGAAUCUUUCUUCAACGACAAUUGUGAAGGAAGGGUUGUUGACAAGGACAAGACGGUGACUGUCACUUAUUACGAGAAGCCAUCAAUGAAUAUUACUUUUGCUGAUGAAUACUUGCAGCAUAAAGAUGAUUCCAUAGUCCAUUUGAAACCAGUUUGCAAUGGUGCUCUAAGUGAAGUCGGUUUGCAACUAAAGGGAAAAGCACCUUUCUUGGUUGAUUAUGAAAUCAAGUUACCGAGUGGUAAAGUUGAAAGUCACACUAUGAACGUUGAAGGCCAUCAUAUUAGAAUUAAAUUACCAACUAAGGUCAAUGGUCAAUAUGAACAUAACUUUAAAAAGAUCUACGAUGCUCGUUACACUAGACAAAGUAAGGUUCCGUUGGCAAAUGUUCCCAAAGUUGUGUAUCAGGUUAAUGGUUUACCUACUGCCCUGUUCAUCCCAGAUAAACACUUUUCGCAGGUGUGUGAAAAUAGAGUCUAUGGCGAGGAAGUAAUAGCAAAGAUUCCUCUCGAACUUUCUGGAAAGUACCCAUUUGACAUUGAAGCUAUAAUACGGAAUGAAGCAUCAGGCGAAAGUCAAAAGAUGAGGUUUAGAAACAUUGUGGAGCCGAAUUUGUCAUUGCAAAGUAUGAAAUUUCUCACCCUUGGAGACUACUCGAUUGAUUUAGUCAGCGUUAAGGAUAGUAAUGGGUGUGUCAAUGGCAAGCUACAAAAUGCUAUCAAGUACAUUUUGUCGAUAACUGAGCCUCCAAACAUAUUCAAAUCGUCAGACAAAUUCCACUACUGUGUGGGAGACCACGUUGGCUAUAAUUUAACUGGUGUAUCUCCCAUCACCAUUUUUUACCAGUACGACAAUGUGCCCAGGAAAGCUGAUGUACAUCACCUGUUUGUUAGGUUGGCGUCGAAGCCAGGAAUUCUAAAUAUACAAGCCUUGAAGGAUGCGGGUGAGAACUCAUGUAUGGUGAACUUCACCUUGGAUAGCGAAAAGUUCAAGGACUUGCAACUUCAAGUGCACGAAUUACCCAGUGUCGAAGUUAACAAAGGUGAUUACAUAGUUGAAGACAUUCAUCAAGGCGAUCACACGGAGUUGAUAUUUUCAUUUACAGGUGAACCUCCAUUUAAACUAACAUACAUUAGAACUAUUGAAGUUAAGCGGGACCAAAAGAAGGUGAGAAAAUUGUUAGAAAAGGAGACUAUUAAUGACAUUUGGGAUCGUGAUCUUGUUGUAUCGGCCAGUCUUGAAGGUACUUAUGAGGCCAUCGAGGUGCAAGACAAAUUCUGUCGAGCAGUGAAAUCAAUCAGUUAUAUAGAAUAG
This is a messenger RNA of Lodderomyces margitis, 7482 nucleotides long. RefSeq names its product ECM16. NCBI's taxonomy places the organism in Eukaryota, Fungi, Ascomycota, Pichiomycetes, Serinales, Debaryomycetaceae. Gene Ontology annotation, biological process: protein import into nucleus; nuclear pore organization. The record is from RefSeq and is a predicted model, not a curated record. The transcript is spliced from 2 exons. Gene Ontology annotation, molecular function: ATP binding; structural constituent of nuclear pore; nucleic acid binding. Gene Ontology annotation, cellular component: nuclear pore transmembrane ring. Bases 1 to 7482 code for a protein of 2493 amino acids.